Messenger RNA from Ostrinia furnacalis (Asian corn borer), 414 nucleotides. RefSeq lists its product as uncharacterized. The record is from RefSeq and is a predicted model, not a curated record. NCBI's taxonomy places the organism in Eukaryota, Metazoa, Arthropoda, Insecta, Lepidoptera, Crambidae. The transcript is spliced from 4 exons. Gene Ontology annotation, biological process: sensory perception of taste. Gene Ontology annotation, cellular component: membrane. Bases 1 to 414 code for a protein of 137 amino acids.
AUGUGUCGAUAUGCGUUUGCGAUAUUGACAGUUGUUCCGAACUUGAUUAUAGAAGUCUAUUCGAGCUUAAUUGUAGUAAAGAAGCAGAGUGAUAUGAACCAAGUUCACACUAUUGUCGUGAGCUUUGUGUAUACUAUAUAUGGCUACGUUCUUUUGAGUGCUCCUGCGAUUGCAGCUGGUUUGGUGACGUCAUCAGUCGAGGAAAUAAAGUUGACAUUGCAUGAUAAACUUCUAGUUGAAAGGAAUGAAGACCGAGAGAGUUCCCUGGAAGACUUCAUCACCUACAUCGACGGGCACCCCAUGCAGUUCACCGUGUUCAAGAUCAUCCCCCUAGACUGGACCCUGCCGGUCACCAUAAUCAAUCUGAGCAUCAGUUACCAGAUCAUUAUUGUUCAGAUCACCAAAUUAUAUUAG